AUGUUUUGCGGCGUACAGGAGAUCUUACAGGGAGAAUUUUCAAGGGAUUGGCCGGAGCACAAACUUGUGUGCGGAUUCGAGACCGACGAGUUCGAUAAGCUGGCGUUCGGUGCACUACCGACACAGCUACGCGCCCCGAGACGACUACCCUUCAAGCUAGACUUGGCAGCUCACGAGCGUCAACUUAAGGAGAUAUCUGCUUUGGACUGGGGUAGCGUCGAGGCUGGCUAUCGUCCAGUGGGAUAUCCUAUACGCCCCAUACUUUGA
Molecule: messenger RNA, 267 nt
Organism: Stereum hirsutum FP-91666 SS1
Lineage: Eukaryota; Fungi; Basidiomycota; Agaricomycetes; Russulales; Stereaceae
Exons: 2
Coding region: 1-267 (88 amino acids)
Source: RefSeq, a predicted model, not a curated record